CUUCCUUCCAGCAUGCAAUGCGGUGGGCGAUACUGCAAAUGUUGGUAUCAAUCUGAUACCAAGUAAAGACUGUACCAGUACAGUAUUGUCAAUACCGAUACUGUUUAAUAUCAUUGAAUGAUUUUGAUUCUUUAAAUUUGAAUAAAACAAAUUAACAAUUUAACAACAUGUGGCAACAAUAUGACAAGGUAACAAUAUAAAAAAUAUAUCAAAUUUAUCGCGCCAGUAUUGACCUAAUCCUGCUACUAAUAUUGGUAUCACUGACAUCGAUAUUUGUAUCGAUCGGCCCACUCACGCAAUCUCUCAUCUGGUAUCUCCCCCCCUCGCCACUGCAACACUGCAAUGCAACAUUAACCGGGCUCCCAUUAUCACGACAGUUUUGGUGGGGAGACCUGCUGCAACUUUUAUUUUCGCCCCUUUUUUAUUGCGGUUUUUCCUUUCCUCCCCUCCUCAAGCAUGCCGAACAUCGUCCUCUUCAGCGGGAGCUCUCACCACGACCUGUCCCAGAAAGUGGCGGAUCGGCUGGGACUGGAUCUGGGCAAAGUGAUAACCAAGAAAUUCAGCAACCAGGAAACAUGCGUGGAAAUCGGGGAGAGCGUGCGCGGCGAGGACGUGUACAUCGUGCAGAGCGGUUGCGGCGAGAUAAACGACAACCUGAUGGAGCUGCUGAUUAUGAUCAACGCCUGCAAAAUUGCCUCGUCGUCCCGCGUGACCGCCGUCAUCCCCUGCUUCCCCUACGCCCGGCAGGACAAGAAGGACAAGAGCCGGGCCCCCAUAUCAGCCAAGCUGGUGGCCAACAUGUUGUCUGUGGCCGGCGCCGACCACAUCAUCACCAUGGACCUUCACGCCUCGCAAAUCCAGGGCUUUUUCGACAUCGCUGUGGACAAUCUUUAUGCGGAGCCUGCCGUCCUGCAGUGGAUCCGGGAAAAUAUCCCCGAGUGGAAAAAUUGCAUCAUCGUGUCUCCUGAUGCCGGCGGCGCAAAGCGCGUGACGUCCAUCGCCGACCGACUCAACGUGGACUUUGCCCUCAUCCACAAAGAGAGGAAGAAGGCCAACGAAGUGGACCGCAUGGUGCUGGUGGGCGACGUCAAGGACCGUGUGGCCAUCCUGGUGGACGACAUGGCCGACACCUGCGGCACCAUCUGCCACGCCGCCGACAAGUUGAUCGAUGCCGGCGCCGUAAAAGUCUACGCCAUCCUCACGCAUGGCAUCUUCUCUGGUCCCGCCAUCUCGCGGAUCAACAAUGCGCCGUUUGAGGCGGUGGUGGUGACCAACACCAUCCCGCAGGAGGAGAAGAUGAAGGCGUGCCCAAAAAUACAGGUCAUCGACAUUUCCAUGAUCCUAGCAGAGGCCAUCAGGAGAACCCACAAUGGUGAAUCCGUGUCCUACCUGUUUAGCCAUGUGCCCUUGUAAAGGCGAGCUGGGGAGGGGGUCCCUUUGGCUCCUUCCCCUCCGCCCCAUGAGAACCAUCCGCUGCCACCACACUUCCUCCCGAAAGGCUCCCAAGUGUCAGAAGGGUUGGGGCGGCUAAAGCCCACAAGACGGUCUUUGAAUGUUUCCACUCAGGAGAUGGAGUUCCUGUCAUGUGUUGUACCUGACGUUCAAUGAAGCAUUCCACUAUGUUGCACCAUUUCAAACAUUUUUUGGGCGCUUUUUACUUAAUGAAGAAAAACAUUAGCGCGCACCUGUGCCCCCAUCAGCAGCCCCCCAGCCCCCAUCCCGCCCCAACAAGUCACCUCAACUGCUGCUAAAACCUCCUCGUCCCGACAACCCACGCACGUUACUCUGUGUGUUCAAAUGUUCCAAAAGGUCAUGGAAUCGAAUUGAAUCCACAAUUUUGCGAUAGUGUUAAUCAUUCUUGUCACAAUUCUAUAUUUCUUUUUGUUUUUCACCAGUAAUGGGCCACUUUGUGUUGGCUUUUUUGUAUUGUAACAAUUCAAACCGUUUCUUUUGACAAUAAAGCUUUAACAAUUGCUUUCAAA
Messenger RNA from Dunckerocampus dactyliophorus (ringed pipefish), 1982 nucleotides. RefSeq names its product ribose-phosphate pyrophosphokinase 2. Gene Ontology annotation, cellular component: ribose phosphate diphosphokinase complex; cytoplasm. Gene Ontology annotation, molecular function: magnesium ion binding; ribose phosphate diphosphokinase activity. The transcript has 7 exons. The coding region runs from base 457 to 1413 and encodes 318 amino acids. The record is from RefSeq and is a predicted model, not a curated record. Gene Ontology annotation, biological process: purine nucleotide biosynthetic process; 5-phosphoribose 1-diphosphate biosynthetic process. NCBI's taxonomy places the organism in Eukaryota, Metazoa, Chordata, Actinopteri, Syngnathiformes, Syngnathidae.